UGGGUUGUCAGGGCGACUGAGGGGAAAAGGAGAAGGGGUGCUGGGCCGCGGGCUAACCGAGGUUGCGGACCGCUGGGUGGUUCCGCGGGGCGGUGUCCGGAGAGCUGCGGGGCCAGGGCACCCAGGUUUCACCCACACUCAGGAGGUGCCUGAGCAAGUGGGCCUGCCAGUGAGACCCACGGGCCGGGACCAUGGGCUGCUUCUUCUCCAAGAGGCGGAAGGCUAAGAAGGAGUCGCGGCCCGAGAACGAGGAGGAGCAGCCAAAGCAGUACAGCUGGGACCAGCGCGAGAAGGUUGAUCCAAAAGACUACAUGUUCAGUGGACUGAAGGACGAAACUGUAGGUCGCUUACCUGGGAAAGUGGCAGGACAACAGUUUCUUAUUCAAGACUGUGAGAACUGUAACAUCUAUAUUUUUGAUCACUCAGCUACUAUUACCAUUGAUGACUGUACAAACUGCAUAAUUUUUCUGGGACCAGUGAAAGGCAGUGUGUUUUUCCGGAAUUGCAGAGAUUGCAAAUGCAUAUUAGCCUGCCAACAAUUUCGUGUGCGGGAUUGUAGAAAGCUGGAAGUCUUUUUGUGCUGUGCCACUCAACCAAUUAUUGAGUCUUCCACAAAUAUCAAAUUUGGCUGUUUUCAAUGGUACUACCCUGAAUUAGCUUUCCAGUUCAAAGAUGCAGGGCUCAGUAUCUUCAAUAAUACAUGGAGCAACAUUCAUGACUUUACACCUGUGUCAGGAGAGCUCAACUGGAGCCUUCUUCCAGAAGAUGCUGUGGUUCAGGACUAUGUUCCUGUACCUACUACUGAAGAGCUCAAAGCUGUCCGUGUUUCCACAGAAGCCAAUAGAAGCAUCGUUCCAAUAUCCCGGGGUCAGAGACAGAAGAGCAGUGAUGAAUCAUGCUUGGUGGUAUUAUUUGCUGGUGAUUAUACUAUCGCAAAUGCCAGGAAACUAAUUGACGAGAUGGUUGGUAAAGGCUUUUUUCUAGUUCAGACAAAGGAAGUGUCCAUGAAAGCUGAGGAUGCUCAAAGAGUUUUUCGGGAAAAAGCACCUGACUUCCUUCCUCUUCUGAACAAAGGUCCUGUUAUUGCCUUGGAGUUUAAUGGAGAUGGUGCUGUAGAAGAAUGUCAACUUAUUGUAAAUGAGACAUUCAAUGGGACCAAGAUGUUUGUAUCAGAAAGCAAGGAGACAGCAUCUGGAGAUGUAGACAACUUCUACAACUUUGCUGAUAUACAGAUGGGAAUAUGAAAUACAGCGUGCAACCAAGGACUUGGUAUUAAGCCCUUUCCAACUUGUCUAUUUAGAGUUUGACAAUAUAAUACUUUUGUAUAUCAGCAAUGGUUUUUAUGAAUGUUAAAUUGUUAAAAGUUUAUUUUUUAAUAAACUUG
Propithecus coquereli (Coquerel's sifaka) is the source of this 1384-nucleotide messenger RNA. RefSeq names its product retinitis pigmentosa 2 (X-linked recessive) (gene RP2). Gene Ontology annotation, biological process: post-Golgi vesicle-mediated transport. The transcript has 5 exons. Lineage: Eukaryota; Metazoa; Chordata; Mammalia; Primates; Indriidae. Gene Ontology annotation, cellular component: cilium; periciliary membrane compartment. The coding region runs from base 192 to 1244 and encodes 350 amino acids. The record is from RefSeq and is a predicted model, not a curated record. Gene Ontology annotation, molecular function: GTPase activator activity.